Nelumbo nucifera (sacred lotus) is the source of this 1773-nucleotide messenger RNA. Its product is annotated as serine carboxypeptidase-like 45. The record is from RefSeq and is a predicted model, not a curated record. Gene Ontology annotation, cellular component: vacuole. Gene Ontology annotation, molecular function: serine-type carboxypeptidase activity. Lineage: Eukaryota; Viridiplantae; Streptophyta; Magnoliopsida; Proteales; Nelumbonaceae. Gene Ontology annotation, biological process: proteolysis.
GGUUGGUCUUCUAUAGACAUAGAGCAAUUAUAAUAAACAUUUUCACAGGUGACAAGGAAUAUUGGAUCAGAUAUGACACAUGAGAAGAGGUUUAUCCAGGGAAGGAAAUUUACAGAACAAGCAUUUUACUCUCUUUCUCUGUUCCAGUAGUUUAUCACUGAACUCCAUCCUACCUCUUCCUUCUGAAGCCAUGAAUUCUCUAUCCUGGAUUACUGUUGCAGCACUUGCUACAACCUUCCUUCAACUAUGCUCAUCAGUAAAGAUAACAAAUACAGCAACCCAGGAGGCUGACAGAAUCAUCAAGUUGCCUGGACAACCAGAGGUCAAUUUCCAGCAGUAUAGUGGAUACAUAACUGUGGAUGAAGAGCAACAAAGAGCUCUUUUCUACUACUUUGUUGAAGCAGAAACAAAUCCAGCUUCAAAACCUCUUGUUCUCUGGGUAAAUGGAGGUCCCGGUUGUUCCUCCAUUGGAACAGGAGCAUUCUCUGAGCAUGGGCCUUUUAGACCAAGUGGAAAAAAUCUGGUCAGAAAUGAGUAUAGCUGGAAUAAAGAGGCCAACAUGCUAUACUUGGAGACUCCAGCAGGUGUUGGGUUCUCUUAUUCCACCAAUACCUCCUACUAUUAUGGUGUGAAUGACGAGAUGACUGGUCCUGGGAAGAAUUAUAGCAUUGAAGCACAGAAGAGUUAUAGUUACACAUCAUGGUUUCUAAGAACCUCUUCUCGAUGGCUUGACAAAUUCCCAGAGCACAAGAACAAAGAUCUUUUCAUCACAGGAGAAAGCUAUGCUGGUCAUUAUGUUCCACAACUUGCACAGCUCAUGAUUCAGUUCAACGACCAGAAAUUGUUCAAUCUAAAGGGAAUAGCUCUGGGGAACCCUCUUUUAGAAUUCACCACCGACUUCAAUUCAAGAGCUGAAUUUUUGUGGUCACAUGGACUGAUAUCAGAUUCAACCUAUGGUUUCUUCACUUCUGAUUGCAACUACUCUCGGUUCUUAAGUAAGUAUUAUAGAGGCUCUGUCUCUUCUGUUUGUUUAAGAGUUGUAAGCCUGGUCAACAGAGAAAUUAGUAGAUUCAUAGAUGAAUACGAUGUCACACUCAGCGUCUGUGUAUCGUCCAUUCUUUCACAAUCCAAGGCUCUGACUCCCCAGCAGAAAGUUGUAGAAAGUACAGACGUCUGUGUUGAAGAUGAAACAUAUAAUUAUUUGAACCGGGAUGAUGUACAGAAGUCUCUCCAUGCCCAUCUUGUAGGAGUCAGCGGCUGGAUUGCUUGCACUAACUAUAGAGUCAUCAAAUAUGAUAUGCUUAAUUUAGAGGUGUCAACAAUUCCUGUCUUGAGCUCACUUAGCAGGUCUGGCAUUAAGAUCUUGGUUUACAGUGGAGACCAAGAUUCUAUCAUCCCACUGACUGGGACUCGGACACUAGUCCACAGGUUGGCAAAUGAGUUGGGAUUGAACACAACUGUGCCUUACAGAGUUUGGUUCGAGGGAAAACAGGUUGGUGGAUGGACACAAGUGUAUGGUGAUAUCCUGACUUUUGCUACCAUAAGAGGAGGUUCUCAUGAAGCUCCAUUUUCUCAACCACAGAGAUCACUUGUAUUGUUCAAUUCAUUUCUGAAAGGAAAGCCAUUGCCAGAGGCAUUCUGAUCAACUGAUUAAUCGAUCGGGAGUAGAAAUUAUUUAACUGAACGAUGCAUCCAUAUGUAAUAAACAAAAGAAGAAAAUAAUCUAUGUAGUUUUAUCUUCAAUUGUUAGCAAUGUCAUGAAACUUGAAGCUA